UAUAGACCAAGGUAUGGGUAAUGUAAACUUAAUAUAUUCAAAGAAAAGAUUGUUGUUACGUGAAUAUUUUCUCAACUAGAUGACAUGAAUGCGUUAUAAUGUGGCUUAUGAUAUUUCACUAAUGAAAGACUGUAAUCAGUGAUUGUUAUCAGUGCUUUAAUGACUGUUUUACAAUUUUCAGAUAAUAUCGCACAUUUCUGAUUAUCAAUCUUUAUAACUGACGUCCAAUCACUUCUGUAAUAAACAUCAUGCGUGAAAGUUUUGAUAUAGUUGUACGAAGUGAUAAAUAUACAUUGACAGUCAAAUUGUUGUACAGUGUUUCAAUUAUUCUAUUGAUCAUAUGGUUGAUCAACAUUUUACCAAGUCUUUUUCAAUGGAGAAUCAAUCAAGUCGAUCAUGAUGUAAUACCUAAAACAAUAGAAUUUUCGUGCAAUAAUAUAUCUGUUCUAAACGGGUCAGAAUCAGAUCUUGCUAGUAUAUUACACAAAAUAUAUUCCCCUAUCAGUAAAACAUCCGUUCAAAAAUACCCACUGAGAUAUAGUCUGGAAGAAAAUAGACUUGAGAAAUUAUAUGAUUCAUUGGGUGUGAAUAAGACGGUGAAGACGUUUCUCAACUAUGGGCAUCGUACAAUUUUUAGACCAAUGAACUUUUCAAAAUGUCAUGCUUCAAAAUGUGCAGUUAUCACUGACAUGAACAGAUGGCGAGAAGCUGAUGCACUUAUACUGACAGAAGAUAAAGUGCCAAAUGGAAUUCGACCUCCAGAGCAAUUAUGGUUUAGUUUAAUAGAAGAGUCGCCUGUACAUAUUGCUAUGGCAGGUACACUGGAAAAUGAAAUUAAUUACACUAUCUCCUUCCGUCUGGAUUCAACGAUUUACUCACCAUACGGUUCCUAUGAGCCAUACAAGAAGCACCAUGGACCAGAAACACGAUAUCCUUUACCUUCUAGAAACUUCGCUACUGGGAAAUCAAAGAAAGUUGCAUGGUUUGUGAGUAACUGUAUACCGAAAAGUCCAAGAAUGCAAUACGCCAAAGAACUUUCACGAUAUAUCCCGCUUGAUAUUUAUGGUCAUUGUGGCACGUUAUCCUGUCCAAAGUAUAAUCCGACUUUUACCUCAUCAGACAGCUGCUUGAAAAUGAUUCGCGAAAAUUACAAGUUUUAUUUGAGCUUCGAAAAUAGUUUGUGCAGUGAAUACAUAACAGAGAAGUUGUAUAAAAAUGCAUUAAAAAACGACCUACUUCCAAUUGUGAUGGGUGCAUCGAUAGAGGAAUAUGAAAGAGUCGCUCCUCCAUACUCGUUCAUUCACGUUGAUCAAUUCGAAUCACCAGCUAAACUGGCAGACUAUUUGAAGUAUUUGGACAAGAACGAUACUGCAUAUAAUGAAUAUUUUGCAUGGCAUGGUCAUGGAAUCAUACAUGAUCGGGAUUCACAAACUCAAUGUGCAAUGUGUCUGCUAGCUCAUACAUCUCAUUCAUUUGGUCCAUAUUGGGUUCCGAGUGUGGCACGAUGGUGGAAUGAUGGAUGUAAUGGUCGGAAAUUACGUUGGAAUCUAUGAAUUGUGAAUAUUGACAAUAUUAACGCAGUUGCUUUCUACUUUGUUUGACUGUGUAACAUACCCAAAUCUUUUACUUCCUCUCCAUAUUGACUUCGCUACAUGUUAUUUUUUACAUUCGCUAGUAAUCUUGAACUGAAUCAAUCUGUAAAUAAAAUAAAAUAUCUGUAAUUGGAAUUUAACAAAUCAAACCUUUUUAAUUGAUACCUACUGAAUGAACCUUCAUUUAUACUUGAACCUGCAAAUAAAUUCUUUAA
This is a messenger RNA of Schistosoma intercalatum, 1807 nucleotides long. The record is from the annotation of a GenBank genome assembly. Lineage: Eukaryota; Metazoa; Platyhelminthes; Trematoda; Strigeidida; Schistosomatidae.